This is a messenger RNA of Glycine soja, 937 nucleotides long. RefSeq names its product mediator of RNA polymerase II transcription subunit 22a-like. The transcript has 3 exons. The record is from RefSeq and is a predicted model, not a curated record. Gene Ontology annotation, cellular component: mediator complex. Bases 153 to 629 code for a protein of 158 amino acids. Gene Ontology annotation, molecular function: transcription coregulator activity. Gene Ontology annotation, biological process: regulation of transcription by RNA polymerase II. NCBI's taxonomy places the organism in Eukaryota, Viridiplantae, Streptophyta, Magnoliopsida, Fabales, Fabaceae.
CCUUUUUAAAAGUAAGUUCCUUUCCAUGCUACGCUACGCACCUUUUCACCGGUUUUCCAUCUUCUGAAUCCCACGAAUUCCAAAUACUAGAGACACCUUACUUCAUUUUUUUUUUCCAGCAUCUGAGAAUUAGCAGUGAGUAACAAUUGAGAAUGAACAAAGGUGCAGCCGGAGGAUUAGGGGGCGGCGCUGGCGCCGGAAGCGGGCCCACUGCGGCUGCGGCGGCGGCGGCGGCGCAGAAGCAGAAGACUCUGGUGCAAAGAGUCGAAGGCGAUAUCGCCAACAUCGUCGACAAUUUCAGCCACCUUGUCAACGUUGCAAGGGUAAAUGAUCCACUAGUUAGAAAUUCACAGGAAGCUUUUAUGAUGGAGAUGCGUGCUGCUAGGAUGGUCCAGGCAGCUGAUUCUCUAUUGAAGUUGGUGUCAGAGCUUAAGCAAACUGCAAUAUUUUCAGGAUUUGCCUCUCUUAAUGAUCAUGUAGAACAAAGAAGGAUUGAAUUUAAUCAGCUGGCAGAAAAAACAGAUCACACAUUAUCCAGAGUAGGGGAGGAAGCUGCUGCUAGCCUAAAAGAACUUGAAUCUCAUUAUUCUUCUUCUGCACUGAAGACUAUGCAAAACCUGCAGCCAUAGUUAAGAAUCUAUCGAUGCAAUGAGCACUUAUCACUUGAUGGAUUAUGCUUUUUUUAGUGUAAUAGGUUUUUUUUUGGUUUAAAAUCGUUGUAAUAUCCUUGUUUGGAUUAGGAUUAAGAAGUAGAAACUGUUAUUUCUUUACCGAGGAAAUGGAAAGCAUGAUUAUAAUUAUUGAUAAGCAAGGAAUUUCAAAUGAUGUGGCUGUUGUAACAAAUUUCUGUUAUCUGAAAUCGUUUAAGACAUGUUUGGUGGUUAGGAUAUAAUAAGAUGGGAUAGAAUAAAAGGGGACAUUUUUAUAUUUUUUGGUA